AUGAUCGCAAUUGGUAUGGAAGGCUCUGCCAACAAAUUGGGCAUCGGCAUUAUGCUGCAUCCCAAGGACGGUAGUCCCCCCCAGGUCCUCGCCAAUAUCAGACACACCUACGUCUCCCCGCCAGGCGAGGGCUUCUUGCCCAAGGAUACCGCGCGCCACCACCGAUCAUGGGUUGUGAAGCUGGUCAAGCAGGCUCUCAAAGAAGCCAAGGUCUCUGUCGACGAUGUGGACUGCAUUUGCUUCACCAAGGGCCCCGGCAUGGGUGCCCCACUACAGAGCGUGGUGGUCGCCGCACGGAUGUUGAGUCUGCUAUGGGGCAAAGAGCUAGUUGGAGUGAACCACUGUGUUGGACUGCCAUAUGUGCUGUCUUCUCUAGCUGAAAAGCGCAACUGGAACAAAAAAAAGGCUGACAUCUCGUACCUCCUAGACAUUGAAAUGGGACGCCUCAUCACUGGCGCAACAAACCCCGUCGUACUAUAUGUAUCGGGCGGUAACACACAAGUCAUCGCGUACAGCUCCCAGCGAUACCGCAUCUUUGGCGAGACGCUCGAUAUGGCAGUAGGAAACUGUCUAGAUCGGUUUGCGCGCACACUGCACAUCUCCAACGACCCAGCACCGGGAUAUAACAUUGAACAGCUAGCAAAGCAAGGAAAGCAGCUAGUCGAUCUGCCUUACGUCGUAAAGGGUAUGGAUUGUUCAUUCUCUGGAAUUCUGGCUGCCAUUGAUGGCCUCGCUAAGGAGUGGGGGUUGGGCGGGGAGGCGAAGGCGAAGGAGGAUGAACAGAGAGCUGGGGAGUCUACAGCUGCAGAUGGUUCAUUGGAAAGCAAGCCCACGCGCGCAGACUUGUGCUUCUCCCUCCAGGAGACAGUCUUCUCCAUGCUUGUUGAGAUCACCGAGCGCGCAAUGGCGCAUGUUGGGUCAAAACAGGUUCUGAUUGUUGGCGGUGUUGGCUCGAACGAGCGCUUGCAGGAGAUGAUGGGUAUUAUGGCAAGGGAUCGUGGUGGAAGUGUUUAUGCCACGGAUGAGCGCUUCUGCAUCGAUAACGGAAUCAUGAUUGCACAGGCUGGUAUGCUGGCAUAUGGAACCGGAUUCCGGACUCCAUUGAGCGAGAGUACUUGUACGCAGCGAUUCCGCACGGAUGAAGUGUUUGUGAAGUGGCGGGAUUGA
This is a messenger RNA of Penicillium paradoxum, 1167 nucleotides long. RefSeq names its product O-sialoglycoprotein endopeptidase (gene kae1). Gene Ontology annotation, cellular component: EKC/KEOPS complex; cytoplasm. The transcript has 2 exons. Bases 1 to 1167 code for a protein of 388 amino acids. Lineage: Eukaryota; Fungi; Ascomycota; Eurotiomycetes; Eurotiales; Aspergillaceae. The record is from RefSeq and is a predicted model, not a curated record. Gene Ontology annotation, biological process: tRNA threonylcarbamoyladenosine modification.